Messenger RNA from Acomys russatus (golden spiny mouse), 765 nucleotides. Its product is annotated as phosphatidylinositol-3-phosphatase SAC1-like. Gene Ontology annotation, biological process: phosphatidylinositol dephosphorylation. NCBI's taxonomy places the organism in Eukaryota, Metazoa, Chordata, Mammalia, Rodentia, Muridae. The record is from RefSeq and is a predicted model, not a curated record. The transcript is spliced from 6 exons. Gene Ontology annotation, cellular component: endoplasmic reticulum. The coding region runs from base 127 to 735 and encodes 202 amino acids. Gene Ontology annotation, molecular function: phosphatidylinositol-4-phosphate phosphatase activity.
GGGGGAGGGGGUGGGACCAGGCUCCUCGGCUACCGCAGCUGGAGAGCGGCCGCGCCGGAGCCGAGGUGGCGUCGGGGUGCGCUGCGGGUGGAGCGAAGCGGAAGAAGGAGGAGGAGCUGGUGCGCGAUGGCGGCGGCGGCGGCGGCCUACGAGCAGCUGAAGCUGCACAUUACACCUGAAAAGUUCUAUGUGGAAGCUUGUGACGAUGGAGCAGACGACGUGCUCACCAUUGACCGAGUGUCCACGGAGGUCAGCCUUGCAGUCAAAAAAGAUGUCCCCCCUUCAGCUGUUACAAGACCAAUAUUUGGGAUACUGGGCACAAUCCAUCUGGUGGCAGGUAAUUAUCUUGUUGUCAUUACCAAAAAGAUGAAAGUAGGUGAAUUUUUUAAUCAUGCAAUCUGGAAAGCCACAGAUUUCGAUGUUCUUUCUUAUAAGAAGACAAUGCUGCACUUAACUGAUAUUCAGUUACAAGAUAAUAAAACUUUCUUAGCAAUGCUAAACCAUGUCUUGAGUACGGAUGGAUUUUACUUUUCAACAACGUAUGACUUGACCCAUACUCUGCAGCGGCUGUCAAACACCAGCCCAGAAUUCCAGGAAAUGAGUCUCUUGGAAAGGGCAGAUCAGCGGUUUGUGUGGAAUGGGCACCUGCUUAGAGAACUGUCUGCUCAGCCAGAGGUAAUGUACUCCAAAUCUGCUCCGUGCUGUGUGCAUUUUUGCUUGUGUACUGUAAGAUGACUGACCGCUCACCCAGGGAGGGUGAGUAAU